AAGGUCACCGUUGUAAAAUCAAAAUAGUGCCAGUUUCGCAUCAGCCGGAGAGGGAAGGGGACGCCAUUUGUGCUCGGCAGGCCUUCAUCUCCCCUCACCACGCCCGCCAGCCCGGGACGGCACAAUGCUAGGAAGCUUGCCCAGGGCUGUGCCGGCCCUCUCAUGUGGUGGUGCUAAGACAGCGAGGGUGGCACUCCACCACAUCACACACAGGAGCCAGCUUCUUGCCCCUCUCAGCAGGGUCCCUAUAUCAGGACUAACGGCAAGGACGUACAGCAGGCGAAAACUGUUAACAUCGGUAUCAGCGUUCGUUCAAAGCGAUAAUGUGCAAUCAUCUUCAGUUCCUGACAAUGGAUUUGUGCAGAGCCGAUCAUACAAAAAUUUUGGUCACAGAAAGGAAAAAAUGUCCCGGGGGCAAAAGUGUGUGUAUUUACUUGUCCUGUCCAUGUUCCUCAUUGCUACAGUUGACUGGAACUACAUUAAGACGCUGUUUAUAGUGGAUGCAGCCAGUGUAGCAGAAACAGACCAGACUGAACAAAACUCGGAGGAGGAGGAAAAAAUAGAACUAGAAUCAUCUGAGAGUGAAGCAAACGAUGGGAUGGCGGAGGAAAAAAAGAAGAAGAAGCGAGUUGGAUUCAGAGACAGAAAGAUCAUUGAGUACGAGAACAGAAUUCGGGCUUAUUCCACCCCGGACAAAAUUUUCCGCUACUUUGCCACCUGCAAGUUAAUACAGAGGACGGAGGGUGGCAUUGACAAAACAGAGAUUUAUAUGACUCCAGAUGAUUUUCUGCGAGCACUGACCCCAGGGAUGCAGCAGCCCAAUGGCUUAGGCCUUGACCAGUUCAAGAGAUACGACCCCAAGAGGAAGAAGUCUAACAAUACCCCAGGAAUGGAUGAGUUGUCAGACAGUUACAAGGAAGGGGAGGAGGAGGAGACUGAAGAGGGAUAUGACCUGAGCACCACCUGCAAACUUGAACUUGCUCUUGAUGAAGAUUCCAUCUUCUACACAUUGGGCAGUGCUGGUCUCAUUUCCUUCUCAGACUUUAUUUUCUUGCUCACUGUACUUUCAACCUCUCGCCGCCAUUUUGAAAUAGCUUUCCGAAUGUUCGACCUGAAUGGUGAUGGUGAUGUGGACUAUGAGGAGUUUGACAAGGUGGCCACCCUGAUACGUAACCAGACCAGCAUCGGGGCACGCCAUAGGGACCACGCCAACACCGGCAAUACUUUCAAAGGAGUAAACUCGGCUCUCAGCACAUACUUCUUUGGUCACACCCUGAAGGAGAAGCUCACCAUUGAAAAGUUCUUGGACUUCCAGAAGCAGCUGCAGCAAGAGAUUCUCAGUCUAGAGUUUCGUCGAAAGGGCCCCAAUGAAGAAGGAUUGAUUAGUGAGGCUGAGUUUGCUGAGCUGUUGCUAGCAUAUGGAGGCUACACUACCAACAAGAAAGCCAAGAUGCUGAAGAGAGUGAAAAGGGCUUUCAAGGGUGAGGCAUCUCUGGGCAUCAGUCGUGAUGAUUAUCUCAAUUUCUUUCACUUUCUGAACAAUAUCAAUGAUGUUGACACCGCUCUGACUUUCUAUCACAUUGCUGGAGCUUCUAUUGAUCCUGCUACUUUGAAGCAUGUUGCCAAGACUGUUGCCCAUGUGGAGCUCUCAGAUCAUGUGGUGAAUGUUGUGUUCACACUCUUCGAUGACAACAAUGAUGGCCAACUGAGCAACAGGGAAUUUGUGGCAGUGAUGAAGAACCGGUUGCAGAGAGGUCUUGAAAAACCCAAGGACACAGGGUUUGUCAAGCUCAUUGCCUCAAUGUUCAAAUGUGCUAAGGAGACUAAGCCUGUUCUUCUGGACAUAUGAGGAAAGGUGCAUGUGCAGGAUGCGGAGCUAAAGGAGGCCGAGUGGAAGAAACACUGUGAGGGCUGCAAUUGUCGCAAAGGAAAACACCAGCACGACGAAGACACAGAAGAAGAGAAUGGAGAGGAGCAUGAAAAAUGAACAAACUUCUGUAAGUUGGGUUGCUGUUUGCAGUGGAAGAAUGAUUGGGUCAAGAGAAAUUCAAGGAUUUGCUAGUGGGUAGUAACAGGAAUUUAAUUAAUGAGCAGAGGCAAGAGGAUACUUUACGAUCAUUCAGAUAAAACGUGAAUUUUCUAUAUGAUAAAAUGAAAAGCAUUUAAAUGACAGAAAGAUAAUUGAGGUCAUGUCAUUCAUUUAAAAGUUUACCAAAUUCAUAUUUAAUAGAGAGAAAGAGUUUCUGAAUAGACCAUAUUCCAUAUACAGGUAGCACCACCUUCAGCCACACAAGAGAACUUUCAGGUUGGAUCAGUGCAUUUGAUGCAAAUUUGCCUUGUUUUUGUUAAUACCAGUUAAUUACAGUUUCAUGUUGGCAGGAAAUCUAGCAAAGGGGCACCAAUUUAUAUAUAUUGUGAGAGGCAGAGUUAUGAUCCAGUGGUGGCUAAGAAUAAAAUAGCACUUACUGGAAAGCAGCACAUACAGCCCUCUAAUGGUGGUUGAGUGGAUUGAUAUGGAAUAAGGUCUAUUAUUAACUUUUCUGACGGCAAAUUUGGAAGAUAUGAACUUCAGAGCAAAAGCAAACCAAGUUACCUUGCAUCAGAGCACUUUAACUUAUCAGAACAAGACUAAACUCUACCAUUAAUGAUAACAUUUCAUGACUGAAGUAGGACAAAAAUAGUUGAAGUAAUACCAAUAAAAUUUCCUAAGCACAUUUUUACAAUACAUGACUUCAAUGCAUAUAACUUUUUUUAAAUGAUCAUGCUUUAAAAUAAUUAUAGAAAAAACCUCAGAAGCAGAAAAGAGCUGCAGAAGGAAAUCUCCAUAUUCUGCCUUGGGUACCGCCACUGUGUUGCCUCACAGGCAUUGCCAGCCAGAUACCAUUCUCUUACACACACAUAUUGUUUUACCAUAUUCACCUAUUCACUCAGUUUUAAGGCCCUAACAUAAUGCCUUCUGCUCCCAAUAUAUUACAACUUAACAAAAUUAUAUUCCUGCCAUCAAAGGAGAUAGUUGCUCUUGGGAUAGUGUAUCAGGCAAUCAAUGAAUUCUUCAGUUUUUUCCUGUCACUUAAUUUUUCAGUUUUCUCCUGGCAUUUACAUUGAUAUUUGUAAUUAGCUCUUUUUUCCUUUGUAGCAUUGCAUGAUAGACUGCAUUCAUUAUAAACAGAACUAUAUUUCACAUCCUGUAAUUAUUGUUUUGAAUAUAUGUAUGGUGAUUUACUGGCAAAGCAAUAAAUUAAUAUUAUAUUCUAAGAAAGGGAUAGUGUGGCAGUCACAUACGAGUGUCCUGUGAGGAAAAAGAAAACUUGUUCAUUAAAGGUGCUUGAAAGUGGACGGAGCCCCCAGAGAAAUGAUAUGUUGCAUACCCAGCACAUGCAUACUGAUUCCUUAUCUUCACUAACAGGCAAAAACUAUCAUGUAUGUAAAUACUUCAUUUGAUUAGAGUGCUAAAAGGCAUUUAGAGGUAAACUUCUAAGUAUCAUUCAAAGGGUUCCUUGUAUCUAAGCAAUGAGAAAUGAUAGGAGGCUUUACAUCACAAAUUUUUACUCUAAUUUAUCUAGAGCAUGGUAGCUGAUAAGGAAUAAAAGAAAACAUAGAGUUGUCAUCGCUCAAAUAGAUGUGAUGUGUCUGGUAGUAGAAGUAAGAUUGCCUUUCAAGCACCGCAGCGGUUUGCACGCCCUUCUUAAAUGCAUCUAAAUUUUCUUCCUCUCUCCCAUGGUUUCCCUGACCAAAACUCACUGCAGGUUGGGGAGUUGAGGCUUCUAAUGGGCAGAGAUGCUUGCUUAUCAUGAAGAUUGCAUUUUAUUAGAGCUCACUCAUAAUGCUGUCUCAGAUCAGUGUAAUCUAGCUUCAUUGAGGUAUUGUUAUUUAUAUUCUAGCAAGCAUUUUCAUGUAAUAAGUCUGUUGCAUUUUUCUAUUGAAUGAAUUUUAAUAUGCAGUUUCAUAUUAACAAUUUUAGCAUUAGCUAUAAAAACUGAGUGAUAGUAACUUUACAAGAAUAAUUCCUAUUCAGAACAAUUUGAUAACCAUUGUUGAUUGAUGGUCAAGAGUUUGACACAUACAUGAACAUAAAUAGUAAUAGAGCAUUAAUGUGUAGAGUAAGAAAAUUCAACAGCAUAAAUAGUAGUACAUCUAAUUUUGAACCUUUUUUUGUAGAGUUUUGGUGUCAACAAUUCAACUUUCAUAUAUCCUGCCUCAUACCACACCCAAAUCUUGUCACACCUCAACCCAUCAUUAAAUAAAGGUGUCUUAUUAUAGGAAAAAAAGGUAACAAUGAGGCUUGUGUUGAUCAGUAUACCCAAGCUUUGCCUAGGGAGUCCGUAGCCAGUUUGCUAAGUCUCAGUGUGGCUUGGGUUUGUGCAGAGCAGAGUAGACAAGGUGUUAGUGGUGGUUGGGCAACAGAGUCAAGGAGAGGACGUGUCUGGGAUGGCAGACCUUCACGUUAACUCAAAUUUCCUUGUGUUUGUGAUAUAGUAGCCUUGAUAGAGCAUGGUAGAAAUUAGUUGUGAUUGAGUAAUUUUGGUGCUGAGAAACACACCAUUGUUAUGUAUAUAUUUAUAUUAAGAUUCUCAAAAUUAUUUAUUGAUAGGCUGUUUAUUAGUUAUUUUUUCUUGAUUCACAUGAUUUGGGAAAAUGUUUGUGGCUUUUCCCCAUGUUUCUAGUCGAUAUUUAUAUCCAUUUCUGCUCAGGUUAUGGCCUAAGGAAUGUUACUUGAGUACCCAUUGCAAGGCAUCAAGCGUGGUAACACAGAUCGAUCUUCGAAUUUGUGGUGACUUGAAGGAAUGUCAACGGUGCCCUGUUUAAUAAAUCUAACAUUGA
Messenger RNA from Eriocheir sinensis (Chinese mitten crab), 4821 nucleotides. RefSeq names its product calcium uptake protein 1 homolog, mitochondrial-like. The coding region runs from base 125 to 1849 and encodes 574 amino acids. The record is from RefSeq and is a predicted model, not a curated record. NCBI's taxonomy places the organism in Eukaryota, Metazoa, Arthropoda, Malacostraca, Decapoda, Varunidae. Gene Ontology annotation, molecular function: calcium ion binding. Gene Ontology annotation, biological process: calcium import into the mitochondrion; mitochondrial calcium ion homeostasis. The transcript has 14 exons. Gene Ontology annotation, cellular component: uniplex complex.